AGAAAAUAAACCGACGAAUAAUGUGAAUGGAACAUGUUGUAUUUAAUCUGUUAAUAAAUAGUAUUUAAUUUGUCAAAUCUGCUAAAUUUAUUACGGAGUACGGUCGUUAGAAACUGAUUAUUAUAGGAGUUUGAAAAAGGUGCUUCUGCCAUAUUAUUAGAGAAAUUAACUAAUAUAUUAUAUAUUAAAGGCUAAAAAAAAACUUGCAUUGCUAAAUGCAAGUUUUUUUGAGGUGUGUCACGCCUACAGCCUAGCAACACUAGAGGCUGCGUGGAUGAAGCAGAUGAAACAUCAUGUUAUUAAUCUACUUCUUCUUUUAUAUUGAUAUUGGUGCAAACGUAUAUCUGUAAGUAUUUCUAAGUGUACCUAAUUAAUUGUAAGGCUGGCUGCUCGACUGUUUGAAAGCCGAGCAGGCCAGCCUUCAAAAAAUCCAAAAUUAAAGAACUUUCUGCCAGAUUAGUCAACUGAAAUACCUUGAAUUUAGUGGUAAUCGUGCAUAAAUCUCGAAAUUCUAGCAAAUGACCUCAAUUUUUUUAAAUCAUUAUGCAGCAACUCAUUAUGACUUGGUCAUAAAAAUAAUAAGUGGUCGCUAAAAUUUGCACACUAGUGUCAAAUUAAUUAAACUGGGUUUUAUUAAUUAUAACCUGUAUACAAAUAGUUACCCUGAAAAUUCCUGGGUAAAGUUCAUACGUAUAGUUUUAACAGAGUUUAAAUAAGGUCUUAAUUAUAUAUUAUAAAGAAAUUAAAUUUAAAAGAAUGAUGUAGUUUCUGCAAAAAAAUGUCUAAACUUUUUUCCUUCUGAUUGGUACCUAUUGUAUCUUAAGUAAAAAACGUAAAAGAUAUUUGAUCAAGAUCAUAAAAUACCAAUUUUGUCCAAGAGUCCGGUUUUGGAAUUCUUAUAUAUUUGCUGCAGUAGAUGUGCAACGCAUCACUCAGCUUCCACUGUCUGAAAAACCUCAACCAUGCUUAAACUGAUCAUUGUCGCCCUCUUCGCCGUGUUGGGUUUCGCGGCCGCCCACCCUCCUUUAGGAGCUGUGGCGUACAGCACUCCCUACUACCCCGCUUCCGUAGCCUAUCCCGCUCCCUCCUCCUACUCCGCAUCAGUAGCCUACCCUGCACAUUACUCGUACUCUGCCUAUCCCGCGUACCCUUACUCCGGAUUCUCGACUUAUGCCGCCCCGUACGCGUACAGCGGCUAUCCCUACGUGUUCAAGAAGUGAACAAGACUGAUGAAUGACAAAAAUUACCACGGACAGUUACUUGAUGUUAAUCGUUAAGUGAUUGACAAUAAAUGUUUUCUUGCUGGUUUUA
Molecule: messenger RNA, 1311 nt
Organism: Amyelois transitella
Lineage: Eukaryota; Metazoa; Arthropoda; Insecta; Lepidoptera; Pyralidae
Product: annexin A7-like
Exons: 2
Coding region: 963-1220 (85 amino acids)
Source: RefSeq, a predicted model, not a curated record